AUGCUCGCCGAAGCCGUCCAAUCGGGCGCUGAGCUUACAUCCAGCAGCAAUGUUCAGACUGUGUCUGACUUUUGGAUGUUUGUUGUCUAUUGCUUGGUUGUCAUUGUAGUCGUCCUCUUUUUCUUAUUCUACUUUAACCGCGCUCUCGGCCAAAUCUUGACUUGGCUAAUCAAUCAGUAUACUUGGCGACGCUACAAUGCUUACAUUGAAGAGCACGAGUACUGUUUAAAAACUUACGAUACCACUCCACCAAUCAAUCCAUAUCUAUCGUCAAAGGCCAUGUUUCCAUUCAAUACUGAUGCAUCCAAAAGCAGACUGCCAUGUCGAAUAGUCUGUAGCGUGGAAGGGCUCGAGUGGUUCCUUUACAAUAACGCUGCCGCCUACGACUCCAUGAGAAAUGUUCUCGGUGUUCCCUCAGCAAAUUCUAAUUCUCCAUCAAACAAUGACAACAAUGAUCAAGCAUCUGAUCCACCGUCAAAUCAUCCCACAACAUCCGAUCCGCCAACUGUAACGACGACGACGACCAAAAGCGAAGUUCGCGAUCCAGAAAGCCAAAUACCUGUCGAAGCCUCCUUAUUAUUACGAUUGAUGCCUGUGCAAUUUGAAUGUACCACAGGCGCCAUCAUGAUCGGGAAUAAUGAACUCCGCAGUAUGAUCGUGGGUCAGGCCGUGCAAGCGAGCGGUAUAUGGAGCGUGAGUGAGUCGCGUGCCGAGAUGGAUCACUACAAAUCAGUCCUCGAUCUGGUUCUCCGCAAAACUACUAUCAGUCUUAAGGAUAAUAUGGACUUCACAUAUGCUCAACCAGAAAGCGAUCAACCGCCACAGAAACCAAGGCCGCUUUGGCGACGAACAAUGAAUUUCUUUCUCUAUCCAUUCCAAGCCUUAUUCCACCCUGCCGCCAAAACAAGACAGUUUGGUCACAUGCAACACAUGCAUGGAAUCAUGCGCGCGCAACGCGAUUCGGAUCGUACCACUGGCCGCUCGACAACUUUUCAUGAGGAUUACGCGCGUGUCAAUAAUGUACUCGAGUGCAGCAAGUUGGCCGUCUUGUACUAUGCUGAUGUUCCAGGUCCGGUACCAUCCACAGAUGUACUGGGAUCCUCAGGAGUCGGGAUCGAUGUGGGUAACGGGGGCCUUCCGCCUGAAUGGGGAGUUCGAAUACUUGUGUGGAAUGCAAUGCUUCAUUACGGACCCUGGACGGAUCGUCAACGUACCGAGAUUCAGGAUUAUUUUUUUCCCAACUCACAUCGUAACAAUGUGCCUACGCCUUAUCUUAAACCUGGUGAACUUCGAAUGACCACUGCAUUUGAAUUCCAUGUCGAGCUAAUGACAGAAGGAACAUUACGUGUGCCAACACGAGAAAAGUCAAAGGACUGGAAAUACGAGACCGAAUCGGCCGAUUUAGAUCUCGGUGCCGAUGGCUAUUAUACCCGACCUUACGGCUGGAUCGAUGCCAAGGCAGCUGCUGGAUCUACCGUGAAAGUUGUCAUUCCUUUUGUCUGUGGAUCAGAUGGAUUUACAUCCACUGCUGAUAUUCACUUGAAGGACAUUGAUGCAUCUACGAGUGUGAACUAUGCUUCAUUACUACAAGCCAAGCAUCUCGAGCUAUCUGUACAUAUGCACUCACCCAUCGUUUGGAAUACACAUCGUGAAUGGGAAUUCAACGGUUCCGUCAGAGAGCCUCAAGUCUUCCUUCUUCGCGACCAUGUUUUUCUGUUCCAAGAUCUCAUCAAAGACUGGACAUCCACUCCUCCGGCAGAUCUCCUCCAUUUUAUACCCGUUACUUACAAUUUUACUGUCAAUAUACAUGAACCCCUUAUCUACCUAUGCGUAAACGAACAUAAUAUUAUUAGUAAUCCCAACGCAUUGGACGAUAAUGCAUACAUCAAGUUACAUACCAGCAAGCUAUGUUAUACCAUGACUCUGCCUUUUGUCGAUUUCGAGCCAGAAAUUAAUGUUAUCAAGUUCCAUGCUGAUCUUGAGCAAUUCGAUGUAGGCAUAUCACUCCAAAGCUCACAUACUCUCAGCGCGUUCAUGGAAAAAGAGAAUGCACAAUUUGGCAUGAGCGUUAGUGUUGCUAUCGAAGGCUCCUACGAAUAUUACACAUCAGUCGACGUCUUACGGCAUAUUGAAUCACUCAAUCUAAACAUCAAGCUGAACGGUGUCACGUGCAAGCUGUUUGGUACUGUUAUUCGCUACAUUAUUAUCCUGAAAGACAACUAUGCAGGUCAAUGGAUCAACUUUUCAACCAUUGACGAAUAUCGGCAACGACGACAAGAGCCACAAAAAUAUCAAGAAAUGAAAAAACGACAAGCUGAUGCCAAAGCUAUCCAAGAUCCUUUUGAAGUCUAUGUCCUCGUCGAUAUUCAAGAUGGAUCAUUACUUUUGCCGGAGAAUCUAUACGAUUGCUCACACUAUUCCCAAAUGGAUAUCCAGGAGCUGCAAGUUGAAUUACGAAACUUGGAUAUUUAUAUGGACAUGUAUAUUACGGUCAGUCCAAUUACUUGGACUCGCGAGAGUUAUACCGAUCCGAGCUCUAAAAAGGCGUUCGUGCGUAGUAGAAACGGACGCGAUCAAGGAAACUUUCUGUAUAUUGAUGAAUUAAGUAUAUACGCACACCGGUUGUUUGGCCCGUUACCAGAGAUAGCAACGUAUUUGUGUCAUUGGGAUUUUGAAGUGGGACGCAUCACUGGCGAGGUGAAACCAUCCUUCUUACUGGGAACAACCAACUUUGCGCAGACAUUCGCCUAUGAUUUGAUUGAUGAAGAUAAUGCCGUACCAGCAGAGAUAGCACCAGCCGCUGAUCCGGAUGUCACUUUUCUCAAGGCUUCUGUCAAAGAAGUAGAUGUCUAUCUAAUGAACGAUCACAGUGCUGCCAAAGUUAGCAUCGAUCAAGGUCUUUCACUCGAGUUUGAUAAUCUUGUCAACGAGAAGUACAACCAACGCGUCAAUGUCAAUAUACCAGCUUUGGUUGCUACGACCCUUGCAAACCAGGAUAACCACAUACAAGGAUUAGGUGCUGUAGAAAGCGAAUUUUCAUGGGUUGAAGUGGCCAAGCUUACUACUGGCAUGAAUAUAACCGUGUUCAGGCAUUCAAAGGAGUGGCGCAAAAUGCGAAACGCACAGCAAAACUUUAUCAGGGCCCAAGAUUAUGCAACACGUCGAUGUACCCACCUGUACGACGCUGACCACGAAUCGAAUGCUGCUUCACAUACAUCAAAUGAGUAUCACGUCGGUGUUUUAUAUGCACCACCUUAUCGUUCGUUUCAUUAUGAGGAACAUGAUACCGGAUUCGAUGGAGAGCCUAAUCCGGGCUACCUGAUGCGCACACCUUCACAACAGCCGGAAAACUAUGCAAUCCGAUCAUUCAAAGGUGCAGGAGGUGCAAGUGAUGUUCCUAGCGUCGGCUCAUACGUGAGUGAUUGGAUUGACGGGCCCUCAUAUCUGGACAAGCGGUCUCGCCAGAGCGUCAAAUCCAAUGAUGACGAGUCUUUCCACACGGCAUAUUCCAAUGAUCCUGCAAGUAGGAGUACGCCUCCCACAGGACAAGAAUUGGAAGUGAUGGAAUUAUACGAUCACUAUAGCUCAGAUUCUAGGGAAGUUUCUGACACUGAUGACGAUUCAUCACAUAAUGAGGAGUGGGGUGAAGAGCACCACAAAGGCAAAGCACCAGAAGUUAUGACCAUUCCUCCAUCCAUUCCUUAUAGUGGCUAUCUGAACCGCUAUGCGGUCAAAGCUGCAUCCCCUCCGGGUACACGGACAAGAGGGUUUUUUCAUCCCUAUCUGCCUCCACCAAAAACCCAUUUCGUACCACUCAAGGAGGGCCACCGUAAAAAGAUCGGCGGAUUUGACACAGACGCGGAAAACAAGAGAAAGGAUAACCCUGUCUUUCUCUUUCCAGGCACAGACACACUGUCAAAUAUCAGCAGCACCAGCUCAGAAAGCGCAAUUCAUGAUGGAGACGGUAAUACCGGCAAUGAAGUGGUUGUUACCGCGAUCCUUGAGGCGACGAGUCCUUUGCAGAUUCUUAUGACUCCUAUCCUGGUGAAGAUUGUUCAAGAAGUAUCUGAAGCUGUCAAUCGCUAUGAUUGGGAUUUGGAAUCCAUGUUAGAUGCUUUGCAGAUCGAAUACGUGGGUCAGCUGACGCGAUAUCUUACCGACCAGUUUGUCUGUACACGGUUUGCUGUAUCUCUGCCGAAAACCCAUUUUCAUUUCAUCCAAAACGUCAUGCUUCCGGACGACUUACCAUCCUACAAAGACGGCAAGUCGCACAUCAAGACCCAGUAUGACGAGCAAGACGCAACAAUGCUUUGCUCUGCCGAUGUCAUUCUCGAUAGUUUCAGCAUGAUUGGCAGUGUCAAGUUUGAAGACGAAGCGUAUGACGAGAAACAAAAAUCCGUGGCCGAAUCAAAAAUGAUCUUGCGCGAGUCACGUGUCCACAUUGAUGUUGGCGACCUGGAAUGCAAAGUACAGUAUGUCAGUGAACGGCACGAGACGGCACAUGAGCCUAUGGUAUUUGGCAUUCCACGAGCACGCCAACAUACACGCUCGUCGAGCCAGAACGAUAUCAGUCAUCAGGAUGACAAUGCUACGACGGAACUUGUCGUGGUGGAUUUCGUGGUGCGGAAGUUUGCGUUCAAAUGGCUGGGUGCUACAAAACCCAACUACUUUGACCUUACCAUUGAUGGGAUAUCAACAAUCAUCAUCACAGAGGCGGUGGAGAUCCUUGUUGGCGCUGUCUACUCUUGGUUGGUAUUUGUUGACGAUUUUAAAGCCAUUCUACAACGGUUCCAAAAUCAGCGGUCUCGCCAAAUCCAGAUGUUUAUCCACGAAUUAUCAGGCUUUUCACAACAUCCGAGCACAGUCGGCGACCCCUUGUUUUUGACUAAACCAGCCACUGUGCUACGUCUUGGCUCGCGCAACUUCCGAAACGACGUUGGCUGGAAACUGCUAGCUCGAAUGCGGUAUUGUCUGCGCACCAUCGACGCUGGUACUCGCGCUCGUUUACAGUACAGGCUUUCACAAAGCAUGGAUAGUACUCAGUUGAGCUCUAAGCAAAUGUUUGAAAACGUUGUCAAGAGUUUGUCGCUCUGGAGAAGCUGGGAGAUUGGCGAAGCCAACAUUUUGAAAUGCCGCCUGUUCACACAGCCCUUUAACAUGCCCACCAUCAACAUCGACAGGUCCGAGCAGCAACUGUCCGAUAUUGACAAGCUGGUAGAGCUGCUCAUCUCUUCAGUGAAUAUGGGCAAAAUCCGGAUCGAGAUGUUUGAAUUCUGCAUCUUUGAGGAGGAGCAAGAAACAGAUGAUAACAGUAUUGCUAUUGGUCCCGUCGAAUUGGCAGUGGAUACUGAAUACAAACGUCCACCUAUUUCCAAUGAAGAACCAGUGUCACGAGCAAGCGGCGAAGUUGAAAGACGACACGCCAGAGUGCCAAGGGAUGGCUAUCUCGAUGUGAUCGCAAAGGCGAGUGUCGAUUCAAUUCGAAUCAACACCAACCCGGCUAUUUUGGCCUUUGCUCGCCACAUGCUUACGGUGCAGCGUGUCUUUACGGCCAGACUACGCAGCUUAUCCCACGCCACGACAAUCUCUACUGAUCCUUCUGCUACUGCUGCAACCACGUCUGACUCAACACCAGUCACUUUCGAUGCACUGAUGUCGCGAGUGGACGUCGUCGCCCAAGCUCUGGUGACAGUGCAAUAUAUCGAUGUUUGUGCACGCGCUCAGAAGCUGACUAUGCAAAGCCAAGUGCGCGAAAUCCAAGGCUCCGCAUUGUUCUCCAAUCCAAAGCUGACGCCACUCCAUAUAUUCUCUUCCUCUGAAAGAGCAGAAUCUGACUCUGGUUCUGGCGUCCGUAGUUCCAACAAGACGUCUCGACGGCACAACAGUGGCAGUAAUAGACUUAUUCUCGAGGCUGCAGGUGGCAUUGAGUACAUUGAUGCGCGCUUCUACGAGAUGAAAACAUAUAAAUCCAUCGACGAACUUUUGGUGAUUACCCUCAACGGAGCCAACGUCAGUGCCAACAUUUCUCAACCCACCCGAGCGACUCGCAAGCAGUCUAGGAAUUCAAUUGAACCUACUGUCAGCAGCAGCAACAGAGAAGUACUGAAUGUGUUUUCGAAUAUCCACAAGUUCAAUAUUCAUGCUCCCCAAAGCCUGCUCCGAUUGUACGAAUUUAUCGAAGAUUGGCGUUCUGAACAAGGACAACGUUACGAGUUCCUUUUCCAGAAUCUGCUGAACGAAUGGGAAGAGCAGCGUAAAGUGGCCACUGCUGCAUCACACCUCAGAGUGGAUCCCUCUUCUGGUAGCCGCCGCUUAGACAAUGAUCGUACUGCAGUCAACAGCAGCAAAGCCGUUUCUGUGGAAAAGAAGUAUGAUCUCAAGCUCCAGUUCUUGCUCAACCAGUUUGAAGUGUUGUUUGAUUUAUUGCCGUCCCUGAGUGUCAAGUACCUCAUCGACGACUUUUUCGUCAUGGUUGACGAGAUCCAAGUCAAGGCGCAGCCUGUGCAAAAGUACGCAGUGCAACUCUCCAAACAAGAGAUUCAGUUGAUCGCCAAAAGCAGCAGCCCGGCUGGUCAACCACAAAAGCAGAUACACGAUGAAUACUCGGGCGGCACAUUCAGCAUUCCAGGUAUUCGGAGUACCGGAAGCCUCAGAAGCGAGACCAACAAGAGUGGAGGAACGCAGUUGCGCUUGCACUUUAUGGUUUUUGUCGACUUUAUCUCACUGUCGCUCAACGUCAGCAUGAUCGACUCUUUCUUGACUGCACAAUCACUGCUUGGUAACGAAAUUGGCGAGCUUAUUGAAGUGCUUUCGUACGACAAGAAGAAACGAAAGAAAAAAGAUGACAUACCAUCUACUUCCUCUGCUUCUUCCAGCGCUGCGACGACGGUCGUCAAGUACUCGAUGGACGUGAAUCUGAGUGGUUUGAGAAUAUCUGCAGCGAGUCCGUCGGCUUUGGGUGUAUUCGAAUCGAACGGCCUGGAGGCGCAUUUGUCAAACGAUACGAGCGAGUCUGACAGAGUGCUAUGGAAGGUGAAAGGCUACAACUUUGCACUAUCGCUAGAGCACAACACGGGACUGCCACCAUCCUCAGCAUCCUCAAUAGGCAGUGCAGGCAAAUCAGGCAAUCAGCAAAACCACCGUAAUCGACUUGCGUACAUUGUCACCGAUUUUGAGGUCCAAAACCACUUUCCACAAGACUCCGCGACGCAUGACAGCGGUAUCCAGCCUUUCUAUGUGGAUAUAUGCCGGAUACAGACCGUGAUGCAGCCCAUUGCGCUUGGAAAACUUGCCGAGAUGUACAUUUACUAUGAUUCGGAACUCAAGAAGAAGAAGGAAAUGAAAAAGACCGAGCUUGACCAGAUCGCCCAGACUACAAAACGUCUUGUCCAAUCGUUCAAGCGGGAUGUUCCGAAAUAUCAAGAGGCAACACAUUCUCUGUGGGAGGGCAAGCUACUCUCACUUUCGGUUCAGCGUCUGGGUGUCGCGAUACCCUUGGAAGUAACGUCUCCUUCAAACCACCAGCACCCGCAUCAUUAUUAUCCACCCAAAGAAACGAGCGCAUUAUUGCUUUCUGUCGCAUCAAUUCAUUUCUUGACAAAGGACAUUGAAAAGAGUGCGGCGACUCUGGAAAAGAUAUCGCUGCAGUUUGUCAAACGGUUCGACCAAAACAACGAGGAACACUUUUUGGCCGAGCGUCACCCACGUAUGAACCAGAUGCACCUGCCAUCGAUCGCCUGUCAUGUGUAUACCCGCAGCGAGAAACCCAAAGAGUUUAUCAAGAUUGACGCCAAAGUAGGGGGUUUUGAAGUCGACAUUGAUGGUGCGUUCUCAGAAUAUGUCAACGCACUGAACGUGAUUUACGUCAAGAGUAAAGACCGCGUCAACGCAUUCACAAAAGCGAGUGGCGUGAGCAACAACCACAACAGCAGCAGCAGCAGCAGCAGCAGCAACAGCAACAGUAAUGACAGUAAUGACAACAGUACAAGCGGCAGUGGUAGCAACAACGAGCUUGUACACUUGGAUUUAGAAGGCAUGUUUGAAUACCAAAGUGGUGUGGUAAGAAUGUAUCCCAAGCGACAUUCUGGCGAAACCAACCGCAAACGGAUGCGAGCGACCAAAUCGGUGACAAGUAACGAAAACGCGGCCAAGAUGGCGACGAUCAAGGUCCCUGGUCUAACUGCUUGGUUCACCUACCAAACCCCACUCGGGCCGCUUGCCUCUGUCGUCCACGAGGCGCCACGAUUCCAUGGCGAUAUUAGGAUCCAUGAAAGCGACAACACACUCCAUCCAUCUCUUGUCCAGUUCCUACAGGAAGUCAUUGCUGGUCUCAAGUUUGGUAUGCAGCAAUCAAGUGAACGAAAGGCAAUACGGUCGAGCACGGCGACUACAGAGACGGCAUCAACGACAGCAGCAACGUCUUCAGCACUUGAAAGCAAUAUCAAUGCGUCGCUUGCACUACGCUUAUCACGAACCAAGUUGGACCUCAGCUGCCAGCCUGCAUCCAAGGUCGUAUGCUCGAUAAGCUGGGAAGAAAGCGAGUUCUUGAUGCACUCGUUGUCAAACGAGAAAUCGGCAUCACGUACCAUGAGCUGCGUUGGAUACAUCAACAAUCUAUCUGCCACUGUCAAGCACUUUUUCUCCCCCGAGGCUUGUUUGACGGCACGCAUCGACCAGCUGCUGAUGAACGCCAUGCUAACCUCCGAGCGAAGCCAAGGGGUAUCCGAUGGUGACGUUAUCUCCAUUAUUGUGAAAUUACCGUCAGCCAAUGUUGAUGUAAACGUCCGACACCUCCAAGAUUUGCUUAUCUUGAACGCUUUCUGGUUCGAACAAGGAAAGUCAAGCAAAGAAACACCCCAACAACAACAAUAUCAUCACCAUCACCAUCAACAGCAGCAGCCCCAGCAACAUCAAGAAACGGCAGCCGCUGAAGCGCCAGCGCCCAAACCGUUCUCUCGAUACGUCUCAAUACAUACGGGUGUGAUCCAGCUUUCGGUCGACCUCGGUCAAGCAAUUGGCAAAGUAACGCUCGCGCCUGAAAAUCUUGGAAUCACCACGCACCAUGUUCCGUCCAAUUCGAAAGCACUUUCAAUGUCUUUGGACAGGAUCCGCAUAACGUCAGAAGGACGCUUAUCUGGCGAUGCUCGUUUCGAUCGCCUUAUGCUCCAGCUUGCCUAUUACGACAUCAAGGCGCCAAGGGAAAAUCGAGCCCCAUCUUUGCUGCUGUUCAUGGAUGGAUUCAGUGCUACAUUCGAGUACGAGUUCCAGCACCUUUUGGAUAUCAUUCAGGAACCCAUCGAAUUCCGUGCACAACUCGUUGCCAAAAAGGGGGCAUAUGAACUGGACAUGACAGCAAGGGCCAAACCCUUACUUGCAUGUGUAUCCAUCAAGGCAGUUCCAGUCAUCAUUACCAUGUACAAGCGCUUUACUGAGCUAUUGGAGAAAAAGAAAAUUGAAGCUGGUGUUCUAGACACGUUACACGGUGUACAGCAGAAGCAGGAGCAGCAAGAGCAGCAAUCAUCCCCAGAGCAAUUUCCAACCAAUCGACAACCACGACCAUCAUCAAGUCUUGCUCACAUAUCCAGCAAUGUCGAUGUACGUUUGGAUUCAGUCGAGGUUGUCAUUUACCCAAGCCAAUUCCAGGAUGCGGAUAACGUGGAGCUCUGUGCAUAUGAUUUACAUCUUGUAUUGCUGCAAAACAUGGAGUUCAUGGACAACAGUCAGCAGGAAGAAGAGCACCGUACAUUGGCAAUACGUCUUGCGGGCGCAGCGUUGAUGAAGAAUGUACCUGGUGUGAAAUUGAUGGUCAAGCGGAACGCAGCCAAGGAGAAGGAAAGACAGGCAGCUGCCGAGGCAAGCGCCCAUGCAUCUUCUUCUUCUUCUUCUGCUGCUGCUGAUGCUGGAUCGGCAAGCAAUAUCAAUGGCGAUAGUAACGACAAUUCUCGAAGUCUAGCAUCAGCUGCACCAGCGACGACGACGGCGACGACUACUACGCCGGCCAAACAGGCUGCAGAAAGUGGAGGUGGAGGGGUGUCUAUUUUUGGUAUACCAAACGUCUCACUUCAGAUGGAAUCGAACCAAUUGGAGCGUCAAGUCGAGCAUAUCUUUUCUGCCAGCUUUGGUGGCCGUGUCAAUGUAUCUCUCAACCUCGGUCUGAUUCGUUACUUGCAAGAACUGGCCAACAUGUUCACCACUCAAAUGGAACGUGCACUACAGCAUGACUCUACGGGCCGAAGACCGUCAGGCGCUCCAACUGAAGAUGCACGCAGCUUCGAUAGUGGCGUGGCAGUCAAUCAGCCGCAAGCGCCGUUACCCACACCAUCUACAGCAGUUGAAGAAGGCGGACUUUGCUACAAGUCGAGCGCUCCUGUCAACUUUCAUCCACAGCUGCAAAUAAUGGGCGAUGCAACACCGCCUGUCGAAUGGCUCGGCUUCAAACGAGACCGUCUGCCAGCGUUAGUCCAUGAAAACAUUACCCUUGUUUUAGACCGACUUGUACAUACUCUUUACGAAAUGUAUGAAAAGCAAUAA
This is a messenger RNA of Zychaea mexicana, 10530 nucleotides long. RefSeq lists its product as uncharacterized. The record is from RefSeq and is a predicted model, not a curated record. The transcript is spliced from 21 exons. Gene Ontology annotation, biological process: fermentation. The coding region runs from base 1 to 10530 and encodes 3509 amino acids. Lineage: Eukaryota; Fungi; Mucoromycota; Mucoromycetes; Mucorales; Lichtheimiaceae. Gene Ontology annotation, cellular component: membrane.